AACUUCGACUCGCCUAUCGAUUGUGCCCACUAUCGGCGACCACUAACACCAACAACGUUUCGGAAUUUGCCUGCGUUUUGCUUCGUCGUCGAAUUCAAUAUUCAAUAUCCCGUGUGUUUUGUGUUGUUUCCCCGCAGCUAGCUAAAAACAAAUCGAUAUGGCAGCUUACACCGAGGAUCAGUUGGCUGAAUUCCAGGAGGCCUUCAAUCUGUUCGACAACCGCGGAGAUGGCAAGAUCCAGCUGAGCCAGGUGGGCGAGUGCCUGAGGGCCCUGGGCCAGAACCCCACCGAGUCGGACGUGAAGAAGUGCACCCACCAGCUGAAGCCCGACGAGCGCAUCUCGUUCGAGGUGUUCCUGCCCAUCUACCAGGCCAUCUCGAAGGCACGCUCGGGCGACACGGCCGAUGAUUUCAUCGAGGGACUGCGUCACUUCGACAAGGACGCCAGCGGGUACAUCUCCUCUGCCGAGCUGCGCCACCUGCUGACCACGCUGGGCGAGAAGCUCACCGACGAGGAGGUGGAGCAGCUGCUGGCCAACAUGGAGGACCAGCAGGGCAACAUCAAUUACGAGGAGUUUGUGCGCAUGGUCAUGAGCGGCUAGGACCAUCCCGGUUCUAGCUGUUCAGCUACCAGCUACUAGCUGUAGCUGUCCAACUGUCCAGCACCACGACAAUAGAAGCAACACUAUAUCCAACACAACAGCAACACUAAAACACCUGCCAAGCUAGCUGAGCCGUUCAUUCCGCCAGAAGUUCCAACUCCAUAAUUCCAACUUAGCCAUUCUUCCCCCGGAUAAAGCAUUAAACCAAGGACAACGACCAAG
Messenger RNA from Drosophila erecta, 823 nucleotides. RefSeq names its product myosin-2 essential light chain (gene Mlc-c). Bases 158 to 601 code for a protein of 147 amino acids. The record is from RefSeq and is a predicted model, not a curated record. Gene Ontology annotation, cellular component: myosin II complex. The transcript has 3 exons. Gene Ontology annotation, molecular function: myosin heavy chain binding; calcium ion binding. Lineage: Eukaryota; Metazoa; Arthropoda; Insecta; Diptera; Drosophilidae.